Pomacea canaliculata is the source of this 12255-nucleotide messenger RNA. Its product is annotated as activin receptor type-2B-like. The record is from RefSeq and is a predicted model, not a curated record. The transcript is spliced from 8 exons. Gene Ontology annotation, molecular function: activin binding; activin receptor activity; ATP binding. The coding region runs from base 471 to 2201 and encodes 576 amino acids. Gene Ontology annotation, biological process: activin receptor signaling pathway; protein phosphorylation; cellular response to growth factor stimulus. Lineage: Eukaryota; Metazoa; Mollusca; Gastropoda; Architaenioglossa; Ampullariidae. Gene Ontology annotation, cellular component: plasma membrane; activin receptor complex.
GACGGUGCUAGCAUAACCAUUGGCUAUAGAUUCCUACUACUGGGAGACAAUAUUCACUGAAUUUUAAAUAACAAAAGUUAAGAUGUUUUUACAUCUUACUGUGAAAAUGUAACAUUAAAAGGAAACAAAGAAAUCUCUGCAUGACCAGACCAAUUUGUCUAGGGAGAAAUCAUGCUAAGCAAGUCACAAAAAAGAAUACGCGCAAAUAACGUCCAAUAGAAAACGAUGAUGCAUGUCCUAUUUUGCCGAGAACAUCCGGGCUAGCUAGAUGUAUGUUCGGAACGCCAUUUCCAUGUUCUUCGGCGUUGUUGUUGUCUUGAUUAUUUUGGAGCUUAUCGUUUAGCUCCAUUUUUCGGAAUGCAUUUUGGGACACAGAAGAUUUGCAGCUUACAUUGCUGCUGUUUGGAGUACUUAGUAUUUUUGAGCAUUUUUGAUGAUUGGAAAAACAAAAACUGAGUCUCAAGUGCAAAAUGACUCGAAACUCUUGUUUUGGUGUUGUUUAUGUGACCAUCAUUCUUCAUCAAAGCUUGGCAGUGUUUCCUAAAGAAGAUUUGUCAUCAGCUGCCAGAACAGCAGAAAAUGACUUCAUAGGCACACAGCGAUGCGAGCGCUAUGACAAGAGCUGUAACCCUGAAACAACAAACUGCGAAGUGGAAGAGUGUGAUCCUCCUUCCAGUACAUAUCUAAAUUUGUGUUAUGCAUCAUGGUCAAACACCUCAGAUGGUGUGCAAAUUCUUCGCAAAGGGUGUUGGAUGGGGGCUCCAGAAUGCCAUGGAAAGCGUCAGUGUAUUCAACGAGACACUGACCCUGUGCGAUUUGUUUACUUCUGCUGUUGUGAGGGGGAUUUCUGCAAUAGGAAUAUUACUUUCCGUAGUGAUGUCGGUAGCUCUGUUGACAAAAGUAGUACCUCAUUGCCUCCUGUUGUCAGAAAGGGAGAUGGCUCUCAGCUAGUCAAGGCUGUGUUAUACUCAAUUGUUCCCAUUAUUGGAGGUGCUGUGAUCAUAGUUGCAGUCUUUUUCAUGUGGAAACGUCAUCAGCGUCAUUUAUACUUGGGACAUCAGCAGCUGCCAACUAUAGAGCCAGGUUUUGUCUCAACACCAUCAGAAACAUCACUUAAUUUGGAGAAAGUGGAGCUUAUUGAGCUACGAGCACGAGGCAGGUUUGGAUCCGUGUGGAAAGCCCAGCUGCUGAAUGAAUUAGUGGCUGUCAAGAUAUUUCCACUGCAGGACAAACAGUCAUGGUUGACUGAACAGGAAAUAUACAACUUGCCACAAAUGAACCACGAGAAUGUCCUCAAAUUUAUUGCAAGCGAGAAACGAGGGGAAAAUCUGCACAUUGAACUGUGGCUGCUGACAGAAUUUCAUGAACAUGGAUCAUUAUAUGACUAUCUCAAGGGCCAUGUUCUUACAUGGUCACAGCUGUGCAAGAUUGGAGAGAGCAUGGCACUUGGACUUGCAUUUUUGCAUGAUGAGAUUCCAGCAACUGCAGUGCAUGGUUCUAAACCAGCAGUGGCUCAUCGUGAUUUCAAGUCCAAAAAUGUACUGCUGAAAUCAGAUCUAACAGCUUGCAUUGCAGAUUUUGGUCUUGCUCUGAAAUUUGAACCUGGCAAAGGGCCAGGAGAAACUCAUGGCCUUGUUGGCACACGACGCUAUAUGGCUCCUGAAGUCUUGGAAGGGGCCAUCUGUUUCAACCGUGAUGCUUUUCUGCGUAUUGAUAUGUAUGCCUGUGGUCUAGUCCUGUGGGAACUGCUUAGUCGAUGCAAUGCUGCAGAAGGACCUGUGGAGGAAUAUCAGCUUCCUUUCGAGAAUAUUCCAGAGAUAGGCCAGCACCCAACACUUGAAUCCAUGCAGGAAUAUGUAGUGAGCCGAAAAAUGCGUCCACCCAUGCAUGAGCAUUGGAAACGACAUCCUGGCAUUAUGAGCCUGGUGUGUACUGUUGAAGAAUGUUGGGAUCAAGAUGCUGAAGCACGGUUGUCGGCAGGCUGUGUUCAGGAACGAAUUGCUGCUUUUGCUCGCACAUUCAACAUGGUUACUGCAGCAAGUGGAGUGAUGCUUCCUACCUCCCAAUACCCGCCAACUUUGCCUCCAGCUUUGCAGUCGUCAGGACUAACUAUGGGGCAGACUCCACCAAGCUCUAGUGACUCUGUGAUUUCAUUCUCGUCAUCUUCAGACAUACCUCCAAAGGAUUUGGGCAGUUGUUGACUGCCUAGAAAGGAGAGGUGACAAGCUUGUUGAAGAGCACCAUCACUACAGAAAUUCAAUGCCAAAAGUAUGUUGUGCAGGUAGAGAAGGUCAAUCACUUCAUGCCUGCAUAUUACCUCUUAUAAUGUAAUGGGAAACAGAUCAGAAAUUCUCUCCUUCUGUUACUCCCAACCCAAACCUUUUACAUCCUACAAGCAAUGAAACUGCAUACUUUUUGAGUAGGAUUACCAAGCCCUAUUUAAGAUUGUGACGUUUUUUUAAAUUUUUUUUUGGCGAGGGUAGGAAAGGGCACAGAACUGCUUUAGGAUGAAUUACCAGAUGAAGUGUCACCAGAAAUAUUUAUUGGGUAUAAAUUGAUGACUUUUAGGAGUACCGCAUGGUUUCUGAACAACCAAGAAUGAUGUACUUUAAUGUGUUUUGUGGACAUGGCUUUGUUUCCUUGAAGCAAUCAAAGUCCCCACUCCCAAUCCUUCGUAUUUAUAUCAGGGAAGGAGUUUUCUUUUUAAUCUAAUGCUAAAGGGUAUGUGCUAAAAGAAUCGAGGCUUAAAUAUGUGAUAUCAAGGAAGAUUUUCAUCAGGAAGGCUUGUACCCUCAAAGUUUGUGGUGUCAUGACAAUUUCCUUGCAUUCAGCACUGGAUCAGGGAGCAGUGUGGCAGCAUGUUAAUAAAUGAACAGAUUCUGUUUCUGUUAAACAUAUAUCUGUACAACAGUUGGCUCUUGAUGAGCAGGGUACUUGUUAAUUGCCAAAAUAAGAGAAAGAAAACAAAGUGGACAAACACGAAGGUUAAUGAAGCUGUGUUAAGAAAUGUUGGUUUAAUUCUGUGUCAGGGGACUUGCAUAUUGCAUUAGUUUGGCUUUAGAAGGCUUAGUGAUGAGAACUGAUCAUCCACUUUGUAAGGUUUUUUUUUUUAUGCAGUGAGGAGUUCAGAAAUGAUCACCACCCUACUGGCAGUGCACGAUCAAUUUGUGCACACCCAUGCAGAGAUGUUGUAAACUUGUGUUAGCAAGGCUAUAUAUAAAAUGAUGAAGUCACAGGCUGAAGGAGUUCCUGAGAACAGCACAUGAUUUCUUGGUUGCAACAUAACUGUCUUUAGCCUGCAGCUUCAAGUAUGACAUAUGGUGAGCUACAACCAGCUGUAUUUACUGCAGCCAACAGCUGUUGCAAGAAGUUCUUUUAUUUGUUUGUGACAAGAGUGGUUUUUGAGUCUUUGGUAAUAAAAGAUGUAGCACUCCCCACUUCCCCACACCUUCUUUUAGAAUAAUGUUGCACUGUCAUUCUGGUUCAGUAUUAACAUGAGUAAGGCUGUUUCCCUUGCAUACAAUAACAUUUAUAUAUUGGUUUUUUUUUUAAACAGCUAGAUCCAAAACAAACACAAUUUGUAGCUGUGUUCAGAGAGGAAAUCUUGUCAUUCACAAACCUAUAGGAACCUAUCUUAAAUCUUUUGCUGCUUGCUGGUGAAGAUCCAAAAAAAGAAGUUUGGACAGAGUGCCACACUUGCAGCUUCACUGACAUCUUUUUGUACCUACAUGUUCAUAUAUUUAACUGGAAACUUCAUUUCUGUGUGUUGAGCACUUAAGUAGCUGGAAGCAACUUUAAUGUGUUGAAGUUCCACCUUUGGUUCUGUAGUAAACAGCAUCCCUUUAAAGCUAUGGAAAACAACAGGGAAAAAACCCCCACUUCCUGUAGGGUAUGGUUUGUUUCCAUAGGGCAUAUUUAUAUCAAAAGAAGUGUAACAUAAUCCCUAAUGACAGGUAGAUUUUCUAGAGCUGAUCAAGGCCAACAUACCUGUGGUAAAACAAGAAGCUAGUCAUGACAUUACCACGACGAUUUUUUCCCCUCGCUAAACUUCUACCUCUAUGUCAGCCAGUUAAAAGAAUCAAACAACCUCAGCCUCUGUACCUCAGCAGUGCAACCUAAUUAGAAGCAUGGGAUGACACUGACACUAGUGUUGGGCAAUGAAAGAUGUAAAUUAACACUUCAGUGCAGGGCAGUCAGGUUAUAGUGCUGCCUGUUGAAUGUAGGAUGUUAACAGGAUGAUGAUUACACGGUUACAAGUAGACAAAUUAGAUCUAAACAGGUCUCAGUUUAAAUGGUUAAUCAUGUAUGAAAGAUAACCAGUCUCUUUUUAUGUUCUGCAUCAAGUUUCCAAAAUCUGUACCAAAGUAUUUGCAGAAUUUUUCAUCUGGCAGAAUCAGAGACUGAUCUCAGUCGUAUUCUUAUUCUUUUUUAUUUCAGUGAUAUGUAAUGGGUGUGAAGAAGUCUGUGGUAACUGUAAAAUCUUAAAUGGGUUUUCUGUGUAGUGUAGCUUUUAUUUGUACACUUUAUGUUGCUGAUCACCAUCAUGGCAAGUUACCUCCCUUUCAGGUCAGUUUUCUCAUGUGCCAUAAAGCUGUAUUUGACUUAUACUUGUCCAUCAUUUUUGGGUGAAGGUUGAUGGAUAGAUGUCAGUGAUGUUAAUUUGCUUACUAUUUUGACAUGAGUUCUUGUUGAAAGUGAUAGUCAAUGGUAUUGCAGGACAUAAUUUGGUAUCACUUUCCUUUUCCUGGUUCUCAGGUAUCAGGCAGCUUACGGACAGUGCCUUUUUGUUGCUGUAGUUUUGGUUUCAACUUCAGAGGGAUCUUGGCCAUUUGCCAGUGAGGGCAGAGUUAGGAGGGUCACUACUUGCUGUUAGCAUAUCAAGUGAGUCAUUGGCAUGGCAGUGGUAGUUUUAUAGUAAUACAGAGUUCCCAGAUUUUAUUAAGUAUAAGUGGAUCCUCUGCCUUUAGCAUAUCAGAUUAUUUUAGGUUGUGUGGGAGUUGUUUUUUUUUGGCAUAUUCUUUGAAGUUUUGUGUAAAGGGCAAUGGGUGACUAGUUAAAGCCUCUUGUAUGCCAAAACAUGCAAAAGUUCAUUUCUUUUUAACACAGAUGUUAAUCUGUUUACAUAGACACAAUAGCAUGCAGCAAAAUGGCAUAAAAAGUACAGGAAGAAGCACCAUACAACCGGGCUGUAUUAUUAGAAUAAAUAAUAUUGAGUUUGUAACAGCAGUGAGUGAGAGUUUAUUAUUUCAAUGCACAAGCUGCAGCAUUAUGUUGCCUCCACUCAGGGCAGAGAUGUAACAUCUCUUAGUGCACGAAGCUGAAUGUAAUUAUUAAAUUGUUUUAGGUAUAUAUAAAAUAUUAUGACAGCUAGAUAGGACAAAAGAUUCAUUUUGAUUGACUGUACAAUUCUGAUGGUAGUGUGACAGCUGUCAUAUUGAAAGAGAAAUCUUAAUGCGACUUAAGAAUCAGAGUAUUGUCUGGUGUUUAUGGUGAUGAGAAAUGUGUAAUUCCACUCCCCACUUUUAUUUCUGGUUUCUAAAGACUUUGUGUGUGUGUGUGUGUGUAAAAAUGCAUCUGUUGCACACACUUGCAAUAACCACCCCAUUGGAUGAUACUUUGUUGUAUUGAGGCUUUAGAUGUACAUUGCUGUGUAAUUUAAACUUAGGAGUCACUCAUUUAUUGUAGGUUUUCUUGAGAUUUCUCCUUUCCUGCACCAUCCACCUGUUGGAACAACUAUUUUCCCUUCUUCCCUCUUUAAGACACAUACAUACCUCAUGACUGCAAGUGCUGAAGUUUGUUCAUGUAUGGUAGGAAUCUAUGUUUAUUAACAACAUCGCCUUCCAACUCCAUUUGAGCUGUUUACAUUAGAAUACCUUGUUGCAUAUGUCAUACAAUAUUGUACACACCAAAGGCCUCUACACAUGGUUAACAACUGUUUAUGUUAUAAAAUGUAGAUCCAUGAUUACAUUAAUGAAAACCUAGCCUGCAUAGAGUUUAAUAUUUUAUACAUUUGAAAGGUAAAGAGUCUCAAGUUUUACAGAUUUAGAAGUUAAUUCAAAUUCAGAUUCCUAGCCAAAAUACCUUGGUGAUAAAUUACUACCUUGUAUACAAGAUAUAGAAGGCAUUGGAUUACUUCUCAUCACUUUAAUAUCCUGAAAAGCAUAGACAUUUUUCAUCAUAGGCUCUAAAACCUCCUCAGUGCUAAUUUUUACCCCCACCUUUUGCAUUAUUAUCUUUGAAACUGUAUCUACUGAAAGAAAGGGUGAAGACACCACCAGCUUCGGUUGCACAAGAAAUUGAAGACUUGCUCUUUAAAACCUAGUAAUAGUAUUUACAUAAUGCCUAAUUGAAAAAGAAAUGAAGUAAUACUGGGUGUUUCAAGACUUAUUUGUGGAUUGACAUGGUUGUCCAGCUGUCCUGUGAAAAUCAAGAUUGAACAGCCUGUUUAUGCCAAGACUUUACAGGGUUAAGUCUUAAAAAAAUAAAUAUUCUUGACAUCUUGAGAGAUCAGGUAUUCAUCCUGGAGCCUGAAUCCAAAAAUCAUAAUGGUCGCACUUGACUAGUUAAAGCAACACUUGUUAAAAACCUUUCAAAUUUUGCCAUUCUCCUCUUGCCUAUCCCAGAUGAUAAUUGAAUGUGACAAGGCUGAUUUAUGUUGUUCAUGUAAUAGUAUAUGUCAAACCUGCAUUGGGUUAAUGCUGUGUUUGACCUCAUGCCCAUUGAGAAGUUUUCAGGUUCCACAGAUUGAAAGCUGUUAAGUGCUCGAACCUUUUUGAAUGUCCUGCCUGUAAUUGGAUUGACCUUUAAAUUUUUGCUGAUGACAGUGCUGAGGCUGCAUGUCCCAUAUCUGUAUGCAAUCAGCAUGGAAUCAUUUUUAAUUGCAUCACGAAAGAGAAUUGUGCAUGUUGCACAUUCACUGGUCCCAUUCCCCUGUUUAAAUGUUGUGUAGGGGAAGGGGCUUGAGGGGUAAACAGUACUGUUAAUGCGAUGUAAAGAUAUACGAGAACUACUUAUGAUUGGAAUGUCUGAGUGACUUCUGUAAUGGCUAAUCUUUUAGUCUUGUCUUUUUUCUUUCCUUUAUUUCUUUUUGAUUUUCUUUUUGGGGGAAAGGAUUAGCCAGGUUGGAUGAGUUAGGGUAUUUGGUUCUUUUUUUAUUUUUUUUUUUAUUUUGGUACAUAAAUCGUGAGUGCUUUGUGUAAAAUUAUAUCUAAAAGGCAGGGACAAUAGCAAUGUAAUUUGAACUCAGGUGUUUUAUUGUAUUUUGAGAAGCAAAGAAAUGUCAAGCUUAUAAUGCACUUUUAUUUAUUUUACUGUUUUCUAUAGGAAUGAGUUGUGGCAAAAGUCAGUCUGCUGUGUGAUUACUGUUUGCCUUCAAUUUAAAAAAAAAAAAAAUGAAACUGAUAAUCUUAGUGAAUAAAAUGGGAUUUUUGUUUAUGGAUCCACCCACCAGUCCUGUGGCUUUUGUAGUAUAAUGGUUGCUCAGUGUCUUUACACAGCUUAAAACAUUGUAAUUUGGUGGGUAACGACUACACCAGAAUUGGAUUAUUUCUGGCAGUCUAAGGCAGAAGAUGAGACAUCUCUCUUCUCUCCCAGUGUUUCACUUCUGUUAUGCAGAUUGUAAUUUCUUAACUCUUAAAGACAGCAUUUUGAUCAGCAAAAGCAGCUACAUGGUCAAGUUUCUCAUAAAGUUAUAACUUUACUGUUGAUUUGUUUGAAUUUAAACGUGUUUCUAUGCAGACAUUGUUACCUCGAAUCAUUGUGACACAUGUACAUCCCAAUGGGGUGGUUUUUUUUUGUUCUUAUCUUUUUACUUCUUUGGAUCUGCCUCCCUUUCUUUAUCUUUUGCAGUCAAUUGUUUCUCCCUCCUGCUACUGCCUAGCUGAAUCUUGUUGAAGUACGGGUCUCAAAAUUUCAUCAUUAACUAUUACACAUAAAAAACUAGUCUUUCUUCCUCUGUUUUGAAUUCUUCCCCCACUUCCUCUUUUUCUUAUUCUCUCACACACAUUUUCACGCAUUUGGUUAACUUACUGAUAAUUGGAGAACUUAUGUAUGUCUGCAUCUCUUAUAGCAAUUUGUUAGGGUUUUUUUAAAUUUUGGGUUGGAUAUACUGCUGAAAUCCCAUGUUAGAUAAAUUCCUUGGAUUCUUUGUCUGCUUAGCAUUCUUUUUACAGAAAAUUGUCAGAUGAAGGGGUGGAUAAAAUGUAAUGAUUGGGAAAAAACAAGUUUAGAUAUCAUUACUAGAUCAGAAGAUGCAAUAUUGAUCAGUUUUUGUGUUUUAGUUGUUUUGCUACAUAUGCCAUCUAAAAUUAUUGUUUCAAGUUGAUGUAAUUGUUCCUGAGUCAUAAAAUGUAGUGUCAUAUACAAAUCAUUAAUGGUAUGAUUUUCAGAUGUGGGAGGGGGGUGAGAGGGGGAGAAUAUACUGGUUGGGAGGAAAAUAAAGUAGGAGUGAACUUUUUGAAAGAGUUUUUACAUGCUGUUUGUUUUCUCCCUCCUUCCCCAAUUCCUCAGGAAAUUUUUAAACAAGAAAGUACACCAUGAGAAAGAUUGUAUUUGCCUGCUGCAAACAUUUUGUAACAAAAAGAGUAGUUCCAGAAAGUGAAUAUUGUCUAAAAUGUGCUUGUUCAGAUUUAUCUAGUGAUAGAAAGUGAAUUGUUAAGUAAAUUGUAAUGCUUGCAGACCUGGAACUCUUUAGAUUAAUGUUUUGUUUUCAGUGAAAAGAUGCCUCAAGCAAAUAACACUGCAGCAAAUAAUAACAGUGAAGUUGAAAAUAUGUUUGUAAUGUUUGACAGUGUAGUGGCAUUUCCAAUGACCAUGGAUUUUCUGUAGUGGCUGAUGUGGUAAGGAGCAACUUAAGUUUCUGGCCAUCUUGGCUUCAUUGCACCAGAGGUUAUGUCUUGAGUUUGUCCAUGGUUUCAUAUAGUGUUACUUAGCUACCACUGUCAUUGGUGGUUAGCAGGGAAGGUAAUGUUUGCUAGUUACUUCGCUUGUUUUGCAGUUGUGGUGCGUUCAGUUUUGAGAAGUUGUAGUGGUGCAAGUUGUUUUUACUUUUAAAGUACAUGCAGUACUGGGUAUGGUCUCUUGCACUUCACAAUUGUACAUCGCACAUUUGGUCACUAAUGAAGUAGUCACUCUCCCCAGUAGCAUUUUCUGGCGUAUGACAAAUUAUUGUGUACAAUCGCUACUCUUGGUUUGGUGAGGUCAUAUUUACGCAUUUUUGUGAACAUAUACAUCUUUUGUUUGACUGUAAAAUGUCACCAUUAUUUAAAAAUAGUUACUAGGAAGUUGAUGCUAAAACAAGUGUAAGGUUUUGUGCCUUUCACUUAGAGGAGUAUGAAGCAGUUAUUUUAGUUACUAUACAUGUAUACAUAUUUUGUCUUUUUGUUUUGCUUCAUAUCCAAUAUGUGUGGAGGACUCUGCAUACUGUACUUGGUUUGUGAAUAAGGACAGUUUCUGUGUUGUGUUCCUUACAAAAAAAUACACAGCUAUGUGACUGUGAGGUUACUGUGGAACAUUAGGAAGCAGGUGUCUUCCCAAGCUAUAUCAGCAGAUUUGUGUGGAUUUAAAAAAAAUUCUGUAAUUACUUUAAGGUGAUGUGCUUGAUUUUUGUAUAUUCCCUUUGAUAUGUGUUUUUUGAGCCAUCAGAUUUGCAUAGGAGAGAAAGAGAGAGAGCAUGGACGAACCAGCACCAUGGGAGAUUUCUAUUUUUGAUACAACAUUUGCUGCUGGUUUGUCAGCAUCUGUAGCUCUCUUUCUCUCCUUUUCAUUUGCUAAGUCUGCGGGUUUUGUUUUGGAUGUCUGUGCAAAAUCGUCACAUCUCCCCUUUUAAUAGGGGUUUUUGUGUAGCCCUAUAGUGCUACUUCAGGGAUGGCUACUGUUAAAUGUUUACUAAAGUUCACAUUUUCUCACCCACCCACCCCCAAACACACACACACACCCCAAUGUCUGGUUUAGUUCACUGCAAGACACUUAUUCCUAAGUCUGAGCAAAAGACUUGUGUUCUGUGCAUGAAACUGGCAUAUACGCAUCAAGAUGUGCAGUAAAAGAUGUUGGUAUUAUGUUGGUUUAGUGCCAGUAAUUAUUGAUAUGCUUCCAGCUUCGCUAUUGGCAUUGGCCUUGGUGAUGUUGGUGCAGUUAUAUACUUAAUCUUGCUUUAGUGGUACUUCCUGCACCCAUGAGAUCUUCCUUUCUGUCAGUUGAUGAUAUGUUUGUUGAUGACUGUGUUUUUUCUUUCCCUAUCUUCAAUAGAUUUCUUUUGCUAUUGAAUUGGCAGUGAAUGGUACUUCUGCCAAAUUCUGUACUUUUCUAGAUCUGUUUUUAAAUAUAGCAGAUGGAUUUUGUUUUUAAGUUUGGCCACAUUAUCAUUAAGAUUUAUUUUAGGUUUCAAGGUUUUGCUAUAUAUUUUCUGUCUUCCAGCAUUUACUUUUGCAGCUUACAACUGAAAGGAUGCUGCUUCUGUAUAUCCUAGUUUCGAAUUCAUUCUUGGAAGUUUUUAUUUUCAGGUAUCGCUAAGUUACCUCUUUACUGUCAACUUAGUUGUAUUUGUUAGCUUUUCUAUUUUGCCUUAUUAAAAUCAUGUCUUAAAGUCUGUCAGUAGUAACAAUACAUGCUUGCUCAAGAUUAGUUGUGGUGAUGUCAAAUGUUGCUAGCUGUUAGCUUGUUGCCACAUACAACUUUGCAGUGAACAUCUGUGUACACAUUGCUCAGGUGCUCUUGUUGCAUUUGUCUCUGUGUGUACAGUGUUGUGACCUCUGUGCAGGCAGGUUUGUGGAUUUUGAAGGCCUUUAUCUCUGAACAGAAUUGAGCUGGUUGCUCAAACUUGGGAUACUAUCAAUAGCUGUAAUGAGCUUAAACCAGACAUUUCAAACAACAAGUUUGCACUCUGCUAAGUCUUUAAAAAAAAAAAAAAAAAAUUCAAGAAAAUGUAAAAUCUAUCUGGGAUUGAGGGAAUGGCUGUUAAAUGCUCUGCCACUCCACAUCCCAGUCAGGCAUUUAGUUAUCUCUGUAUACACAUCAUCACACGUGUUGUCAAUAAUCAUUCUGUAAUGUGGCAUGUAUCAAUUAGUUGAUUUGAUCUUUUUUCCUCUGGUCUUCUGUGUUUAACCGACAUGUUCCAGGGAAGUGGAUGAGAGAAAAUAGGAGAACCAUCAAAGAAGACGAGAACAUUUCUUUGUCGGCAACUUCUGCAUAUUUAAACAUUGAAGAGGCCAGUCUGCAGAUGAGAAAUGGGCAUUUUCUUUUUCUCCUGUUUAGAAGUUUGGGUAUCAGAAGCCAGUAAAUUUCAUGUCUCAGAGUGAAAUGUCAAUAUGAGCUGCAGGGAAAGUAAUUUGAAAAUGUCUUCAUGUAUAAAAAAAAAAAUGUAAACACACGCAGUAUGUUGUGCCUCAAAACCAUUUAUUCAUUAUCAUUUAAACUUUUGGUCUCUGCUGUGUUGUUUUUGUUUUUGUUUUUUUUUUGUUUUGUAAUUAUUUUCUAAACCUCAGAUUUAAUUAUCAUUGCAAUUGUUUUUGAGGCCAAUGUUUUUACGGGUCAUUUAACUUGCAGACAUGCAUUGCAUCUUGCUGAGAAGCCUUUUAUGAGCCAUGGUGGCAACAUGAGGCAAUGCACAGCAUCAUUUGAGAGUUACAUCGUAGUAAUAUAUUACAAACCUCUUUCAUCAAGGCUGUAAAUAGAAUUGUGUAUGUAUAGUUACUGUUCAUAGAGUGGUCAGUUCAAUAAACUUUUUUUUUAAUCUUAGAUGAGGUUAUUGAUGAUGGACUGCAGGUGUGGAUGGGUGUGCAUGCAUUGAGUGAAGCAGAGUUCUGUCAGCAUGUCCAGGGACUGGCAUUACAGACUUAAAGAGCACAAAAUGAAUGUCAACAGCAUAACUUUGACAUUGCGAUCUUCAGAGACCUAUGAUGAACCACCACAUAUUAAACACAUUACAAACCUCAGAGAUUUGAAUGGACAACAUAUGUGGACUGUCCUUGCAUUGUUGUUGGUUCUACAUUGAUUUUGGCGACCUUUGCUGGAUUUUUUAGAUCUGUGCUUUGUGAUGACCAACAAUUAGCUAAAUUGUGGUGCCCUCUAGCCAGCAGUGGAACUUUUUAACUGUGCAGUUGUUUGCUCGCUUUAGGAGUUCACUGUCGUCAACUGCCCAGUAAUAAGCUGUGGCAAACGUUUUAUUUUCUAUUAUUUCUUUAUUUGGUUUGUUGGACCUGUGUCCUGUUGUGCUGUGGUAUCUCAUCACUUGGUCAUUAAAAUAUCAAGGAAGCUACA